Molecule: messenger RNA, 882 nt
Organism: Striga hermonthica
Lineage: Eukaryota; Viridiplantae; Streptophyta; Magnoliopsida; Lamiales; Orobanchaceae
Source: the annotation of a GenBank genome assembly
AUGACGGGCCACAACAGCUUUGCCGGCAAUCCCAUGCCCACGGGCUGGGCCGAACUCGACCUGAUGCCCGACACACCUACCCAACGGGCCCAACACCGUCGGGCCCACUCCGACACCCUCUUCCGCUUUACAGACCUCGACGUAAUCCUCAUCGAUGACGAGCUGCAGCCGGCUCCCCCAUCACUCGUCCCUAACGGGCCGCCUCCGCUGGCCCAGCCCGGUAAGAGUAACGGGUCCAUGCUCAGAUCCCAUAUCCGGAGCCUGUCUAUGGACGCUGACUUUUUUGAGGGCCUUGGACUGGACGGUCAGCCGUCUCCAGCGCCGGUCGCCACCGGAGAUGUAGUUCGGAGGCCCGUGCUCAGGCAUAGCAAUUCAAUGGAUGGGUAUUGUAGUGCAACGUCAGCCGAGGUGGAGCUUAGCGUAAAGAAGGCCAUGGCUGCUGAUAAGCUUGCAGAUCUUGCUUUGAUCGAUCCUAAGAGAGCCAAAAGGAUUGUUGCAAAUAGACAAUCUGCUGCACGCUCGAAAGAGCGGAAGAAUCGGUACACGAGCGAGCUCGAGAGGAAAGUGCAGACUCUGCAAACUGAAGCAACCAACCUGUCGGCUCAGAUCACCGUGUUGCAGAGAGAUACGAGUGGCUUAACAGCUGAGAACAAAGAACUCAAGCUAAAAUUAGAGUCUAUGGAGCAGCAGGCACACCUCAGGGAGGCUCUUAACGAAGCACUAAGGAGCGAACUCCAGCAUCUGAGGAUUGCAGUCGGCCCGCUUCCCGCUGCCAAUGGGCCGUCUUCUCAACGCCCAUCUCUGCAUAACUUCACACUUCAAACCCAGAACAACUCCUGGCCCGAUGGACUGAGUUUCGAGGAUUUUAAUUUUCAGUCCUAG